Molecule: messenger RNA, 417 nt
Organism: Moneuplotes crassus
Lineage: Eukaryota; Ciliophora; Spirotrichea; Euplotida; Euplotidae
Source: the annotation of a GenBank genome assembly
AAUGGAGAUUCCCGAGGAGUAUAAAGACUUUAACAUUGGUAAAGACCCUGAUCAAGAGGAUGGUAUCGGUGAGACCAAUCAGUACCCUAUUGUUCCAAUAAAUCCUCUCUAUUUACAGACAAUACUUGCACCUGGGAAGGCUGUUAGGGUUAGGAAAGAUAUCGACCUAAUGAAGUCUAAUAUGAGAGAAUAUGAGAAAAUCAGUUUUUAUUGGAAAGUAGACCAGCUGACUGAUUUUGAGAAUAUUGAAAUUUAUUCUAGGACAAAAGACAUUAAGUUCCUGAUCCCUCUGGGCUGUGAGGAUGAAAUCAUAGGUGUCCAAUUUAUACAGACUGGAGAAAUCUACAUUGCGUGCAGUAGAGUUAGAGAAGACUUAGAUGCUUAAGCCCAAGAAUAAAAUUUACCAAUAUUGCUAUA